This is a messenger RNA of Aplosporella prunicola CBS 121167, 1786 nucleotides long. RefSeq lists its product as uncharacterized. The transcript has 8 exons. Gene Ontology annotation, molecular function: Rab GDP-dissociation inhibitor activity. The record is from RefSeq and is a predicted model, not a curated record. The coding region runs from base 89 to 1495 and encodes 468 amino acids. Gene Ontology annotation, cellular component: cytoplasm. NCBI's taxonomy places the organism in Eukaryota, Fungi, Ascomycota, Dothideomycetes, Botryosphaeriales, Aplosporellaceae. Gene Ontology annotation, biological process: protein transport; vesicle-mediated transport; small GTPase-mediated signal transduction.
CAACACCACCUGCCUCCGUCUUUAUAUUCUCCAUUUUGACACCUUUCCUCUGCAACUUUCCCGUCUCCUACACCACCCAAAAGUCAUCAUGGAAGAAGUCGCCCCCGAGUACGAUGUUGUUGUCCUUGGCACUGGCCUCACGGAAUGCGUGCUGUCCGGUGUUCUGAGUGUGAAGGGCAAGAAGGUCCUUCACAUGGACCGCAACGACCACUACGGCGGUGAGGCUGCCUCUCUGAACAUUGAAGCUCUGUUCAAGAAGUACGGCAACUACGCCCAGGGGGAGGAGCCGUGGAAGAAGUACGGCCGCGUCAACGACUGGAACAUCGACCUCGUCCCCAAGCUCCUGAUGAGCAAUGGCGAGCUCACCAACAUCCUCGUCUCCACCGACGUCACCAGAUACCUCGAGUUCAAGCAGAUUGCGGGCAGUUUCGUCCAGCAGGGCAACGGCUCCAAGGCGACCGUUGCCAAAGUCCCCUCGGACGCUGGCGAGGCCCUGAGGUCCCCUUUGAUGGGUCUGUUUGAGAAGCGCCGCGCGAGGAGCUUCCUCGAGUGGGUUGGUGCUUACAAGGAGGACGACCCGGCGACGCACAAGGGUCUCGACCUGAACAACGCCCAGAUGAAGGAUGUGUUCGACAAGUUCGGCCUCGAGCCUUCGACUCGUGACUUCAUCGGUCACUCGAUGGCCCUUUACCAGAACGACGACUACAUGACGGCUCCCGGCAUGACCAAGGACACGAUUGAGCGCAUCAGGCUCUACGUCAACUCCAUGGCCCGCUACGGCAAGUCGCCUUACAUCUACCCUCUGUACGGCCUGGGCGAGCUUCCCCAGGGUUUCGCCCGUCUGUCUGCCAUCUACGGCGGUACCUACAUGCUGAACGCCGACGUCGACGAGGUCCUGUACGAGGACGGCAAGGUCAGCGGCAUCAAGGCGACCAUGAAGGAGAGGGAUGCUCCCGGUGAGGGCAUGAAGUUCACCACCAAGUGCAAGAAGAUCCUUGCCGACCCCAGCUACUUCCCCCAGAAGGUCAAGCCCACCGGCCACCUGCUGAAGGCUAUUUGCAUUCUGAACCACCCCAUCCCUGGCACUGAGGACUCCGACUCUCUCCAGCUCAUCAUUCCCCAGAGCCAGGUUGGCCGCAAGAACGACAUUUACAUCGCUGUCGUCUCCUCCACCCACAACGUCUGCCCCAAGGGCUACUACAUUGCUAUCGUCUCCACGAUCGCCGAGACUGACAGCAACCACCACCUUGAGCUCGAGCCCGGCUUCGAGCGCCUGGGCAAGAUCGAGGAGAAGUUCAUGGGCCCCCCCAUCCCGCUCUACCAGCCCACCGAGUCCGGCCAGAACGACAACGUCUUCAUCUCCAAGAGCUACGACGCCACCAGCCACUUCGAGACCACCACUGAUGACAUUAGGGACAUCUACAAGCGGGCGGAGGGCCAGGAGCUUGUUGUCGAGGGUCUCAGGGACGGCCAGAACCUGGUUGCGGAGGAGUAGAGUAAGCUGCAGUAGUAGUAGUAGUAGUAGUAGUAGUAGUAGCAGUAGCAGGAAUCUCGGGACGCUGAACGCAUGGGUUGGGAUUGAGGAGUGGAUGGUUGGUUGGUUGGUUGCUGGCUUUCACAUCACAUCACACAAAGGCAUAAAGGAUUUUUCUCACAACAACAAACACACACCCGGACACACACACAGUGAUGGGGAUCCGUAUGCUAUGCAACUAAGACAGCCAGCAUCUUUUUAUUUUCAGGUAGGGAAAUUCAAGGCGCGCGUGUGCGUAUGUUAUAAACACUG